GACAAGUUUUGGGUGGAGAUCUGUUGUCACGCAUUCCCCGACUAAGAGAGCGCCAAAGAGCGAGCUCAGUUUCACAUCUUAUGCAAGUUGAGUGAGGAGCACACUGUGACACCGACAGACCAGCCAGACUAUGAGUGAAUCAGCAGAGGCUGUGGCAGCUAACCUGAAAAGCAGAAGAAAUGUCACCAUUGAGAUAACCAAUCUCACUAAUAACUACUGCCUGCUCAACCCCAAGGUUUUUCUCGAGAGCGGCAACACCCACAUCCCCCCCCAGCCCACCGUGCGCCCACUAAAAACGGAGGUGUGUAACUUCAGCAAGACCUCUGCCAAAACCAGCGGCGCCGUGGGUGUACUGACCUAUGACCUGUUCGAGAGAAGCAGGAACGACUACAUCGAGACUGUUGCCAUCAUGUUCUCUGUGCCCUAUGACUAUAAUAUGUACAAGAACUGGUUCGCCGUCGGGAUCUUCGGCAAGGGAAAAGAAUGUGAUGAGGCACUGUACAAGGAGAUGUACUACAACAAAGAGCAGAAAGGCUUUGUCAGGGAGGAGGCAAACGGCUCUGGCAUCUCGCAUCCGGGCCAAUACCUGGACAUCAAGGCUAGCAUGUCUCCCCUGGGCAGGGCAAUAAUGAAGCUUGAGGUGUGGGACAAGCUUUUCACGCCUGCCAUGCAUCAGCAGAACUAAGGCCCUCAUCCCAGAGCAUUUUAUAAGUGCCGACACCACCACACAUUUGAUAGCAACAUAUACACAGAUACAUGCCCUUUUGUAUAUGCUCAGAAGUACUGAUCAGUAGUUGUGUGAUAACAAAACACAGAACUCAUCUAAUAAAAGCAA
Molecule: messenger RNA, 835 nt
Organism: Lampris incognitus (smalleye Pacific opah)
Lineage: Eukaryota; Metazoa; Chordata; Actinopteri; Lampriformes; Lampridae
Gene: apnl
Product: actinoporin-like protein
Exons: 3
Coding region: 131-685 (184 amino acids)
Biological process (GO): pore complex assembly; cytolysis in another organism; monoatomic cation transport
Cellular component (GO): pore complex
Molecular function (GO): channel activity
Source: RefSeq, a predicted model, not a curated record